CGACACUGUCACUAUUUGCACAAAUUUUUUUCCCCUCUCUCUCUCUCUCUCUCUCUCUCUCUCUCUCUCUCUCAGAGUAAGAGAGAUUCAGCUCUCUAACAUAAUUAGUAAACCAAAGAUCUCCUCUUUUUUUUUUGUCAAUUUAGGUUUUUCUGGAGAAUUCCAGUAAAUUAUUAUCUUACUGGCGAAUCAUAUGAUUGUAGCUGCAUUGGUGUAAUAAGAUCAGAUGAAGAUGGUACAGGAAACCCAGAGCACGGGAGAAGCAAAGCCGCCGACACCGGCUACAAACGAAGCACAAAGUAACCAGCAAAAUGCCGUGGGCUCUGAGGCUCCUGCAGCAGAUUCUGUCUCAGCAUCGGCGGCAACUAAUGAUAGUAGAAAAGUCUCUCGCGAAGACAUUGAACUUGUCCAGAAUCUGAUAGAACGGUGUCUACAAUUGUAUAUGAAUAGAGGAGAAGUGGUUCGGACUCUCUCUACUCGCGCUAGAAUAGAACCUGGCUUUACUACUCUCGUAUGGCAGAAACUGGAAGAAGAAAACUCCGAGUUUUUCCGGGCUUACUACAUAAGGCUGAAAUUGAAACGACAAAUCAUCAUGUUCAAUCAUUUAUUGGAACACCAAUACCACCUUAUGAAGUACCAAGCGCCGCCGAAGAUUCCGCUGGCUCCUAUACAAAAUGGGAUUCAUCCUAUGCCUGUUAAUAAUUUACCUAUGGGUUACCCGGUUAUUCCACACCCUCCGAUGCAAGCUCCGGGGCAGCCUCACCUCGACUCUAUGGGUUGCGGACUAUCCAGCUGUCAUGUCGUAAAUGGAAUACCCGCACCGGGCAGUUUCCACCCAAUCCGAAUGAAUUCCGGAAAUGAUACCGCGCCAGAGGCCGCGCCAGCUGCCCCUCCAUGUGGUGCCAUGUCGUCGAUGUCGGAGAUGGCCGUGAGCCCCACAUCGGUGGCAUCAAGCAACCAUUUUCCUUUCACCCCGACCGAGAUAUCGGGGAUGGGGAUGGAUGCAUCCAUGCUCGAUGCCGCAUUCACAUCCGAUGUCGGAAAUGCGAGCUCUUUACAGCUAGGACCAGAUGGGGGGGUCGGAUCCUCGCGCGACUCCGGUCGAUCUCUUGGGCAGCUCUGGAACUUCAGCCUCUCGGAUCUAGCAGUAGAUAUGUCGAACUUGGGUGACUUUGGAGCUCUUGAGGACUACACUGGCUCUCCGUUCCUCCCGUCAGACUCGGACAUCUUGCUCGACUCCCCAGAUCAGGAUGACAUAGUCGAGGAGUACUUUGCCGAUACGGUCGCGGAACCCUGCUCCCAAUCGGAUGAGGAGAAAUCAUAGAUAACUUUUCGCCAAUACAACUCGAAGGAUGACGUCUCUCGGUUAAUAAUCUUCGUGAUGAAAACAAGUCGAAUUAGCAACAAAAUGCAUGUAUGGGUCUAUAUUAUUGUUUCUGUUUAGGAAUUUUGCAGUGACUGAUGUAAAAUCAAGCAAAUAAUCAAGAUAUAGGCAUCAGCAGUUUAAUACUUGUCGCGAAAACAUGGUUAAAUAAGUUAAAGGUGGUGACAUUUAUGAUAUCAUAUGCAGUCUAAAUUGCAACUUACUAGUAUUAAGAUCUUGUUUGAUUUGGCACUUCA
This is a messenger RNA of Ananas comosus (pineapple), 1620 nucleotides long. RefSeq lists its product as uncharacterized. The record is from RefSeq and is a predicted model, not a curated record. NCBI's taxonomy places the organism in Eukaryota, Viridiplantae, Streptophyta, Magnoliopsida, Poales, Bromeliaceae. The transcript is spliced from 9 exons. The coding region runs from base 227 to 1324 and encodes 365 amino acids.